Chironomus riparius is the source of this 576-nucleotide messenger RNA. Lineage: Eukaryota; Metazoa; Arthropoda; Insecta; Diptera; Chironomidae. The record is from the annotation of a GenBank genome assembly.
AUGAAUUCGUUUAAGAAAAAAUCAAAGAAAAUUAAAAAGAAACGCGAUAAAAAAGGCAAAAAGGACAAGAAACGAAGUAGAAGAUCGAGUAGCUCAAGCAGUUCCAGCAGUAGUGAUUCGUCAUUAAUGUCCACGUCCUCUAGUUCAUCCGAUUCAAAUAAACAUAAACAAAAGAAGCGAAAACAUAAAAAAGAUCAUAAAAGGAAGAAAGCCAGACGUUAUGAAGACAAGUCAAAAGAUGGAGAAUCCAGUAAAAGUCAGAUAAUCAUCCCAGUUCUAGAUAAUCAGCCAAAGUCCGAAGAAGAUAAUGACUUUACAAUUCCUUUACACUUAAUGGACAAUAAUCAUAAGAAGCCAGAAACAAAAGAGGAAUAUGAGAAGAGGCAAAGCAUUCUAAGGAGAGUUGUGGAUGAAGAAACUGGACGAACUAGGCUAAUUAAGGGUGAUGGAGAAAUCAUCGAAGAAAUGGUCACAAGAGACAGGCAUAAAGAAAUCAACAGACAAGCUACACAAGGUGAUGGACAAUCUUAUCAGAACAAGAUGAUUGGCUGGGCUGUAACGAGCAAUAAGAAAUGA